Messenger RNA from Periophthalmus magnuspinnatus, 4856 nucleotides. It is a transcript of the gene nek1, whose product is annotated as NIMA-related kinase 1. Gene Ontology annotation, molecular function: protein kinase activity; ATP binding. The record is from RefSeq and is a predicted model, not a curated record. The coding region runs from base 107 to 4174 and encodes 1355 amino acids. NCBI's taxonomy places the organism in Eukaryota, Metazoa, Chordata, Actinopteri, Gobiiformes, Gobiidae. The transcript has 35 exons. Gene Ontology annotation, biological process: protein phosphorylation.
CAAUAUGUCAGAGUUGGAAUGCUUUGACAGCAUGUCACCAAAUCUCCAGAAAACAGCAACGUAAAACACGAAUGACCAGGGAUAAAGAAUCCUUCACCUCUUUAAUAUGGACAAAUACGAAAAGGUAAAGAAAAUUGGUGAAGGUUCAUUUGGAAAAGCUAUUCUUGUAAAAUCCAAAGAAGAUGGACAUCAAUAUGUUAUCAAGGAGAUCAACAUAUCUGGGAUGUCAAGUAAAGAGAGACAGGAAUCUCGAAAAGAAGUUGCUGUACUUGCCAACAUGAGCCAUCCCAACAUUGUUCAAUAUAAGGAAUCUUUUGAAGAGGGAGGCUGUCUGUACAUUGUGAUGGACUAUUGUGAGGGUGGAGACCUCUUUAAGAGGAUCAAUUCCCAGAAGGGACUGCUUUUUUCAGAGGCGCAAAUACUUGACUGGUUUGUGCAAAUUUGCCUAGCUCUGAAACAUAUACAUGACCGAAAAAUACUCCACAGAGAUAUCAAAUCACAGAAUAUUUUCUUGAAAAAAGAUGGCACGGUCCAGCUUGGUGACUUUGGAAUUGCGAGAGUGCUCAAUAGCACUGUAGAGCUGGCAAGGACAUGCAUUGGGACACCAUAUUAUUUGUCACCAGAGAUUUGUGAAAACAAACCCUACAAUAAUAAAAGUGAUAUUUGGGCCCUAGGGUGUGUCCUGUAUGAAAUGUGCACUCUUAAGCAUGCUUUUGAAGCUGGAAACAUGAAAAACCUAGUGCUGAAAAUCAUCCGAGGUUCCUACCCCCCAGUGUCCGUUCAUUACUCCCUGGAACUGCGCUCUCUUUUGGGUCAGCUGUUUAAACGCAACCCCAGAGAAAGACCCUCAGUCAGCAUCAUCCUGGACAAACCCUUCCUCUCCUCCAGGAUAGAGCGCUUCCUCACACCACAGAUAAUUGCUCAGGAAUUUCACCAUACCUUUAUUCACAAGCAGCCUAAAGCAAGUGGGGGACAGGGGCAACCAGUCAAGCGCCCUGCUCCUGGUGCCAUUCCACUUGCCCCAGCCCAGAAGAUCACCAAACCAGCCUGCAAAUACGGAGUGCCUUUAACCGCGAAGAAGGUGCCGGAUGUUGCUAAGAAAGCUGUGGACAAAAAAACAGCUGUCAAACAAAAACUGGCCCCUCCCCUCGCAGCCCCCCAGAGGAGAGUGAGUCAAGUGGAGGAAGAGAGAAAAAAACACGAGGAAGGUAUGAGGAAGAAGAGGAUAGAACUGAUUGAGAAGGAGAGAAAACACAGAGAGCAGAUGUUCCUGUUGAAGGCAGAGCAAAUGAAGAGAUAUGAAAAGGAAAAGAUCAAUCGGAUAAACCAGGCCAGAGAACAGGGAUGGAAGCAUGUCUUGAGUUCCAGCGGUGGAAGCAGUCCAGAAAGGAAGUGCUUUGUUGGUGGUGCUAAAGGUGCUUUACCUGUCAGCCCCCGUCAUGUCCCAAGCUCUGCCAUGGGACACCCCCCUGCUCCUCAAAACAAAAGUUCCUAUGACCAAAUUGCUAAAAAGUCAAAAGAUGAUGGAUCCUCUGCAAGCAGUGUUGCUGGUGUUCCACCUGCCGCUGGCCCAAUGCGACCCAAUGGCACUGACAAAGUAAACCAUGAUCUUAUCAAACAGGAACUACUGAGGCUGCAGCAUGGUUCAAAGCAGGCCCACAUCAAUAGACAUCGUGGUCAUGUGCCCACUGAACGAGCUUUUCAAGUUGAAGAGUUUUUACAACGAAAAAGAGAGGCCCUGAUCAACAAAGUGCGCGCUGAGGGACAGCUGGAGUACUUGGCACGGCUGAGGCAGAUUCGGUUGCAGAACUUCAAUGAACGGCAGCAGAUCAAAGCGCGGCUCAGAGGGGAGAAGUAUGACAGCGAUGGAUCUGACAGUCAGGAGUCCAGCGAGGAGGCGGAGCUCAAGAGGAAGAAGAUUGAAGCUGUUAAGGCACAAGCCAAUGCCCGUGUGGCUGUCCUGAAGGAACAGCUGGAAAAGAAGAGAAGAGAGGCCCAAGAGAGAGAGAAGAAAGCAUGGGAGGUAUAUCUGGCAGCCCGGGGGAAGAAGGUUGGCCCUGUAGUAUCCAGUGCUGUAGAGACAUCUUCCAGUUCAGAUGCUCCUCUGGCUGAUCCCUGUAAGCCUGAGCCCGCACUGCCCUUCUCCUCUCCCUCCACUCCAGCUAUAUCCAUGACUGCUGCCCUCCACAACGUCGGAGCUAUGGCACCGAAAGAGACAGCAGCUGAACCAGAGGGUGAACUAGCCACCCAGAGUGAGAAAAGGCAGAUUUUGCGCAGACUGAAUGAUAAUUUAAAGGCACAGAGUUUGGUGGAGGAAGUAGAAGAGACCGUCACUGCUGAACCCAUUGCUCCUCCUCCACUCCCCCCUCUACCUUCCAACGGAGACAGGAGGAAAUGGGAUCCAGCCCAGGUGCCUGAGCUUCCUGUAAAACACACUUUCACUGAAACAUGUGCCACUACCGCCACCAUCUUCACUGAAUCUCCAGAAGAACAGCCUUGCUCUGGAGGGGACAGGAAAAAGUGGGAUGCUGGAGUUCCACUUAUCCUUCCUGCAGCUCAAACUUUAGGGGAAACCUGUGUCACAACUAUUGACCAUACAGUUGAUGAAGUUUCUCAGUUAAGUGUCCUUCAAGAUGAGGGCCCAAGAAAAAUGUGGGGAGUGAAUCCUGACACUCAGGUUCUGAAGAUCCUCCAAGAGGCCGAACUGCAGCCGCUCACCCAGAAACUGGAGAACGCUAGCAUCUGCGAUGGAGAGCUGUUCAUAAGUGUUUCAUCAAACAAGGUCGUGGCGGUUGAAGUUAUACGGAUGCCCCAAGACGCACUGACCCUUGACCCUGAUCCAGCUAUGGAUGUUCAGAGCCCAGAUGUUCAGAAAGACAGCGCUGUUACACCACACGUCCCCCAUGAGAAAACCACUGAGGCCAGCCAGGACAGCACUAUACUGCCAGCAAACCUCACAGACACACAGGACCCAGCAGACGUGGAGUCAUUAGUUUUGGAGGAACAGCCAAAGCCAUUUGAACCUCCUCCAGCUGAUGUGCAGCAGGCCUGGGAGCAGAAAGUACAACCACCACUACCAGCAGGUGGCGAUGAAAGACCACCAAACCAGUUUGAUGUUGAGAAGCCUGUGGACAAACCAGCAGCAGUGGCUGGAGUUCUACAGAGCGAGGAGCCAUUGUUUAUGAAGUUGUGUUCACCGGCCCAUCGUCGCACCGCUGCCCUGGCCCUGCUCUCUGCUCAGUCCUCUGCAGAUGAGUCCUCGUCCUCUCUGGCCUCACGCUCUCGCUCAGUCUCACCUCUACGUUCCAAGCACCAUGACUCCCUCCUUAUAGGCCUCUCCACAGGCAUGUUCGAUGCCAACAACCCCAAGAUGCUGCGGACGUGCUCCUUACCGGACCUCAGCCGUUUCUCCAGCUCACAGCGAGACGUGGAGGUGCACAGUAAUGCAAAUGUAGCCCCGGAAAACAACCUGGAGAUAGAAGACCUGGAGGACCCCACUAAGGAUGACGACCAGUCUGAGCCGGAGGAUGUAUAUGAGGAUGAGGACUUGCGGGACAUCCGGGCCUCGAUGGAGAGACUGCUGCAGGAGGAGGGAGACCUGAUGGGAUGCCCUGCAGAGAUGGGAGUGGGCGAUUUUAAUGGGAAUCCCCCUGAUGUACAGCAACAUCAGGAGCUUUUCCAGAGGUUUGCCACCGAGAUGGAACAGAACAACCUGAUGGCUGUAGAUGAUGAUGAGGAUGAGGAGGGUGAAGAGGAGGAGGAGGAUGAAGAGGAGGACGAAGGCUUAAAUGGUAGCCCAGGCGACGAAGAGGAUGCAGGGCUGCUGCUGAGUAACGGAGUGGUAGGAGGGAGCCACAGCAACAACAGGCAGCUCAAUGAAGAGUGGCAUUCGGAUGGCAGUGGUGAGGAUCAGUGCAGUGAACCUGAGCAUCAAGACAGUAUUUUCAGCCGACUGGAGGAGCUGCGCUACAACCUGGAGCAGCAGAUGGGUUUCGAGAAGUUCAUCGAGGCCUACAACAAGAUCAAGGCAAUACACGAAGAUGAAGAUGAGAACAUCGACCUCGGCUCCAGUUUGGUCCUGAACAUUUUGGGAACAGACCACCAGCACCUCUACCCUAACAUCCUGCACCUGGUCAUGGCCGACGGGGCAUAUCAAGAAGAUAAUGACGAGUAACACUUGGGACAAUCUGCCUGCUGUGUAUGGUCUUCCCAUGGCAUACACAAUCGUUGGUGGGAUCUAUGCAUGAAGCGCUGUGCAUCCGACAGCUGCAUGAAAAAUGACUGUUUUUCCUACUUUGACUAUCCACCCCCUGUCUUCUCUAAUCAGUGUAUCAGAAGUGCAUUAAGAAGUCUAUGUGUCUAUUAUUAACCAAAGUUGACCCGAGGUUUGGAUCAAAUAUUUAUGAAUGUCCCAUGUGUAGACGAAUGACACUACCUUGUUCUGAAGUUGAUACAUUUUCUCUACUCUCUGCAGCAGUGGUUUUCAAACUAUGGCACAAAGUAUUUUGUACAAAGUUUCACACCCGCUGCUCUCCGGUGCUCUCUUUCCACCAUUUCACAAUAUUAUUAUACAACCAAUUAACCUCUUUUUUAUUUUAUUUCUCUUUUCACUAAAUGUGUAGCUAGAGCCUGACGUAUUUCCUAUUUGUAUAAUGCCUCCAGUUCUAAUCAAAUUGUGUCUUGUUGAAUGUUGUAUGUUGGUACUGUAGCAAAGGUCGCAGGGUCGAAGUAACAAGACAAUUCAGGUAACAGUAAGUGCUGCGCUGCACUGAUGCAGUAAGCAAUGGAGUAAAUUAUAAUAAUAUUUGUUAUUAAAUUAUGUAAAUCUUUAUAUUAAUAAACACUUUUUCAAAUAA